GUCCGUGUCAGCCGGCACCCACCCAGCCAUCCCAUGUAUUUUUACACAACCCGCCCACCUACACAUCAAUCAACGAACGCAGCCUCGCCCAACCAAUGAGUGUCCAUAUCAACGGACGCCCAGCCGUCCAUUAAUUCGCAUGCGCGUACACACAAUCGGCACACACGCAGAGCCGCCAGUCACACACAGCCGCUCUGGGGUACACACGGGGAAUGGAAGAAAGGCAGACAGACAGCCAGGCAGCAGUGGAUCUACUUACAAAGAAAACACACGACAGACAUUGGAUGGCUCCUAUCAAUUGGCUAAAUGGCCGGCCAUCAAAGGAAAGCACAUUAUAUAUCCACUGAGAUAGAGCACAAAUGUUAAGCAUGGGCAGUGAUGAACAGCCUCACAUGUGCACACCAGACCAUGCACGACAAACACCAGGCGAAAGCCAGACUCACACCCAUUAACACACCAUUCACCCACCAUUCACACACACGGCAGCACGAUCAGUAGAGGGGCUCUCUUUUUCUCUCUCGUGUGUGUGAGUGUGUGUGCGUUAUGGAUGAUAUUAUAGAGUACGUGGAUCCAUCCACUCACCGCCCACCCACUCCGUUCACUUGAGCGAGUCAGUCGAGCCGUUGUCUGUCUGUCUGUCUCUCUUGUCGGUUAGUCCGUCCACUCACACACAUCCCAGGCCACACACACCACCCCUCCCCCUCCCAGCACUAGUUAUCCACUAGUUAUCCCAUCACUGCCCCUCUCCUCAAGCUCAGUCAAAGAGCGGCCAAAGGUCAGAGCGGCAAUGGGGCAACUAGUGCUGGCAGAGGUGGGGUGGUGUGCGGUCGAAUUGCACAGCCAGCCAAACAAAAACUCAACGAACGCAGCCUGGCCUCGCCCAACCAACGAGUGUCCACAUAUAUCCACACAUACAUACCCGCUCAAACGCAGCCAGCCGUCCAUUAAUGCGCAUGUACGUACGUACAACACACGAUCGGCACACACGCAGAGCCGCCAUUCACACAGAGAGGCACUCUGGGGCACACACGGGGAGAGGAAGAAAGGCAGACAGACAGCCAGCCAGGCAGGUGUGUGUAUAUCUACUAGGAGUGUGCGUGUGUGGGUGGGUGGGCGGGAAGCCUCUGUCUCUCUGUCCGCUGUUUGUCUGUCUGUUCUGCCCCCCAACAAAACACACGACAUUAGAUGGCUCCUAUCAAUUGGCUAAAUGGCCGGCCAUCAAAGGAAAGCACAUUAUGUAUUCACUGAGAUAGAGCACAACAUCAAGCAUGAGCAGCACAGCCUCACAUGUGCACACCAGACCAUGAACGAUAACACCAAAGCCAGACCGACGCCCAUUCACACACACACACCGCAGCAGAACACCUCGGGUACGUGGGCUAUCUGUCUCUAUCGUGUCGGGGCGGGAUUGACACUUGGCGCGCCCCUCCUUAUAGUGCGUACCACCUGGCUGAUGAAUGACGGAUCGUCCAUCCAUCCAUCCGUCCAUCCAUCCACCACCCACCACAUCUAUCUGCCGGAUACUGUACACUCUCCCGGUCUCCCACCUUUCCACCACUCGACCAACACUCAAGCUAUACAAUUGCGUGUGUGCAUGGAUGUCAUCCAUCCUCCCGGCCCCGUGUUCCCAUCCAUCCAUCGCAUCCAUCAGCCACACACACACCCCAGCCAUGAUGACUUGGCUGUCUACUUCCGGCGCUUUAGUCGCCCGUUCUCGUCACGGGUCCACUCAACACCAGCAGCACUAGCCCCAGCACCACGGGCAGCCUCCCGUCGGGCCCUCUUGGGCGGUGAUGGACGGCCGUCCUGGCGAUCUCCAUCUAUGGUGGCGGCCGGCUCUCGGUGUCGGCGCUUGCGGCGGGCAGCCAGUGGCACAUCGUCAUCGAUGUCGCCGUCAGGCUGCUGCAAUAUGGGCGGAGGGAAGCUGAAGACAGACAGACAGACAGACAGAGAGAGUCGUUUGGCUCAAUGUCUGUGUGCCUGUCUCGGCGUGUGGGUGCGUGAGGUACAUUACUCACCCGGCGACUUCGCCGCCAUCUGGUGAUGGCACCAGGACGUCUUCAGCAACUCCUGCUGCAGCUGCUGCCGCUGCUGCAGGGCCUUCUAGGUCUGCAUGGAUAAGCAAACACCACAACACAUCACACGGAGAGAUUAGGGGAUGCAUGCAUAGCUCGAGGUUUUGGAUGGUCUGUCCGUCCGCUCACCAAUAUCCAUCCCAUCGCCACGAUCUCCCCAGUCGACACGACGACCACCACCGGCACCACACGCGGCCAUAGCCCUCUCCCGCCCGUCGGCACACUCACGCGGAUCGUCAUUGUCGUCCCUUGCGUCGUCGGCUGUGGCUUUGCGCUUCUUGGUGAAGGCCGCCUCGCGGGCGAGGUCGUCCUCCUGCUCAUCGUCAUCGUCAUCGUCGAGUAAACCACGCCGACGCCGCAACUUGGCUGCACGCGGACACACCGCACACAGACAGAGAAGGACAGUGCAAAUGAAUGUCAGCACCCCGGCGUACAUUUUCCUUUCCCUCAAUCCCCCCACCCCUGCCCCCUUCCCCCUCUCCCGGCUUACAUUUCGAUCCGAGCCGUCUGGGCAGUAUGUCCUCCUCCGAUUCAUCAUCAUCACACUUCAUCGACUCGUCCUUGCCCAUCCCACCACCACCACCAGCCGCCGCGGCCGCUGCAGCAGCGGGCUCACUGCGGGCAUCUCCAUCCCCCUCCGCCUCCUGGUCCUCUGCGUCGUGAGGGUCGUCUGCCAGCGAUUUGGGUCGGGCAGCGUCGUCGUCAAUGAGCAUCCUCUCGCGCGGCCUGUGUCCGCCACCCACACUCGCUGCUGCAGCUGCAGGGGCCGCUUCCUCGCGGAGUCCCUGGGCGCGCCCGCCGCCGCCACGCCCAGCUUCCUGACGCCGGCGAGUGCGAACGUCAUGACUCUCACGCCUCACCUUCGCCCCAUUCUCCCUUAGGUCUCCGUACACUGAAGGCCUAAGCCCUUGGCCUUUAUGGUGUGCGGAUGUACACAUAUAUACCCAAUAUACUCACCAGGGCCCAUGGCAAGGAGUACGGCCUCAAACGCCCAUUUGAACAGAUGCUGCACCGCCUCGCCCCCAGCUGCCCUGGUACUGCCCUCCAGCACUAGCUCCAGCAUGAUCUCCUCCCAACGCUCUGUCAGCUUGGCCUUGUGUGGGCUGUCGUCUGGCAGCUCGCUGAGCCAUCUACUGACCAGCUGCAGCUGCUGGUCCCUCCCCAUGGCCCCCGCCAGCUGCCCUCCCAGCCUGUGAACGUCAGCCAGCCCCCCCUCGUCGCGCCCCGGUGGACGCGCUUCUGGCUGCGGGAUGCAGGGGGGGAGGCGGCUCGGCCGCCGGUCGCUCUUCUGCUGCGAGGUCUCCUUGGCCGCGAGUUGUUCCUGAUGCGCCGGUAUGACAGCCUCACGAGAGUCGAAGCAAGGCCCCGUGUACGGCUUGGGGGUGGCGCGAUGCGAUGGUCGGGGUGUACGGCUUGGGGGAGCGCCAUGAGGCGCGAGUGGUGGCCGAGGGUGCUGCCUGCCCUCUUGCGGACCACCUGAGCACAAACAAGGUGAACGAUCCCAUUGAAUGCACAUUUGUUUCAUGCCUCCCCUGGCUGCCUGCACAAUUAUGCCUGCAUGCCUGCCUAUUCCCCAGCGGCACCAUCGCACUUACGUCCUCUGGUGGUGCCGCUGUUGUGCGCUUCGCGUGCGCGUACGUCUUGGCUGUCUCUCGACAGGCGCUUCUCCCCCUCCUCCUCCGUACCGAGGAGAGUGUCCCUCCGCUUGAGCAUCAUUAUCAAUCGCUCACUGGCUCAGCAUGCGUCGCUGGCGGUUGCGGCUGUCACACGCGAUACCACAUGGCGAAAUUGUCGC
Vitrella brassicaformis is the source of this 3870-nucleotide messenger RNA. The record is from the annotation of a GenBank genome assembly. Lineage: Eukaryota; Vitrellaceae.